Messenger RNA from Scatophagus argus, 4186 nucleotides. RefSeq names its product divergent protein kinase domain 2Ab (gene dipk2ab). Bases 687 to 1991 code for a protein of 434 amino acids. The transcript is spliced from 4 exons. The record is from RefSeq and is a predicted model, not a curated record. Lineage: Eukaryota; Metazoa; Chordata; Actinopteri; Scatophagidae.
ACAGAACCCAUUGUGGUGUUGGAGAGGAGUGAGCGGCUGCCUGAGAGAAGAAGAAAAGCGGCAAUUCCGUGCUCACAAAGGGACUCAUGAUAAGCGGACACGUAUGGACGUUAAUGCACAACACGGACGCUGUUUUCUUUGAUGAAGAGGACCUCGUAGUCCAGUCGGAAAGAGCCGGUAAACGAAGAGUUAAGACUCGACAUCCCAACUGUUUAUUUCAGCAGCUAGCAGGCUAGCUGGCUAGAUACCUACGAGCUAGACAUGGGAAGCCCGUGUGAGUUUGCACGAUAGAGAUCUCAGUCGUGCUUUGAAGAAGCUGUUUUCGGUGUAGAUACUGUUGGCAGUGAUUUCAGGUGUCCGUCGCCCGCCUCGCAAGUAGCCGCAACUUUGAAGAAUGAUAUGAACUGAGCGCUAAGCAAUUCACUACUACAUACCCGGAGAGGAAAAAGUCAUACAGGCCUGGCUCGAGGUUGCUGACAAACACCGAGAAGGCAGAACAUGACUCACUGGCCUCUGCCAGAAACUGGCACGGGGCAGCUGUGGCAACCUCGCCCCUGCCUGCCGCUGUAGAAGCUACGCUGGUACAUCAUGACGGAGAGGCAUUGAGGUUAGCUCCCUGACGAUCAUCUCAAUACCUCUCCUCCCUGUCCCUCAAGAACCCCCCCUGCCCCUGCCCUGUCCCCAUCAUGCUGCGCUUCCUGCCUCUCAAACUUGGCCGCCUGUACCGCUGUCUGAAGCUCUUGCUGGUGGUGGGAUUGUUUGUCAUCUUGUUGAUGAACACCCACAACCUGUUUGCCUCCUUCCAGAAGAAUGAGCUCACUGACAGACGCUUCAUCAACCUCAACAAGUGUCCCGCCUGCUUUGGCACCAGCUGGUGCCGCAAAUUCAUGAACGGCCAGGUUUCCUUCGAGACCUGGGGUCGCCUGCGAUUCCUAGAUGUUUUCAAUGUCAAGAAUGUUUACUUUGCUCAGUACGGUGAGCCCAGGGAGGGCACCCGUCGCGUGGUGCUCAAGCGCCUCGGCUCCAACCAGGAGCUGGCUGAUAUAGACCAGAAAAUCUGCAAGAGGGCCACAGGCAGGCCGCGCUGUGACCUCAUCCAGGCGAUGUACAAGACUGAAUUUGCCAGGAUCAAUGGCGACGUUCGUCUGCUCACUCCAGAAGUGGUGGAGGGCUGGUCAGACCUGGUGCACUGCCCCUCUCAGAGGCUGCUGGACCGCGUGGUCCGCAGGUACGCUGAGACCAAAGACUCAGGCAGCUUCCUGCUGAAGAACCUCAAGGACACGGAAAGAAUGCAGCUGCUCAUGACGUUGGCAUUCAACCCGGAACCGCUCGUCCUGCAGAGCUUUCCGUCAGACGAAGGGUGGCCGUUUGCCAAGUACCUGGGAGCGUGUGGGCGCGUGGUAGCUGUUAACUAUGUGGGCGAGGAGUUGUGGAGCUUCUACAAUGCACCCUGGGAAAAGAGGGUCGACUUGGCGCGCCAGCUGAUGGACAUUGCCGAGCAGCUCACCAACAAUGACUUUGAGUUCGCCCUCUACCUGCUCGACGUCAGCUUCGACAACUUUGCGGUCGGCCCACGCGACGGGAAGGUCAUCGUCGUCGACGCUGAGAAUGUUCUCGUGGCAGACAAAAGGCUGAUCAAACAGAACAAGCCAGAAAACUACGACGUGUGGUAUGAGAGCCGUUUUGAGGAGUGCGACAGGGAGGCCUGCCUGUCUUUUUCGAAGGACUCGCUUUGUUCCAGGGUCACCGUGGACCACAACUACUAUGCCGUGUGCCAGAACCUGCUGUCACGGUAUGCUACGUGGCGGGGCACCACAGGAGGCCUCCUACACGAUCCGCCCGCCCACAUAGCCAAAGAUGGACAACUAGAGGCUCUGUUGGACGAGUGCACCAAACCCAAAAAGCGCUAUGGCCGCUUCCAGGCGGCCAAGGAACUGCGCGAAUACCUCACGCAGCUAGCUGCCGCCUCCUCCUCCUCAACGGCCAGGUAAUGAAUGGAGUCGGCGUUAGCAUGACGCACUGACAGACUUUACCCUGUACUCUUUAUCUCCGGACUCUUGAGAUCCUGGUCCUUGUACAUGAUGUCAUUCGCUCCCUUUUGUGCACUGGAGCUGGGAGGUAUUCGACGUCUUACAUCAGGAAGUGUAAGAGUCAGACUUCAAAGCAGAUUUGUUAAAGCUCUGGCUUUUACCUGACUUUGCUCCUGUGUGAAAGAGGAGUGUGGCGCUAAGAGAUUCUGGUUAGAACCAGGAUAAAGGGGGUAUAGAGGUAACUUCUCCUCUCCCAGGGUGGGCUGCUAUCCUUGGAAGUGAGGAGGUGAGAUAGGGCUCUGGUAAACACAUCCGUCACUGGCUAACCCAGGCUAACGCAAACCAGAGCAUCCACGCAGCAGCAUCACUCCACAGCCCUGAACACAUCCAUCCUCGUAUUCACCUCCCAAUUUGCCAGAACUGUUAUGUUUCAUAGAAUUGAAUCCUAACACCUGUUUCAUUUUCCCCAGGAUCUCCUGUUUUUCUUUUCUUUUCUUUUUUUUUUCCCAGGGCUGAAUUGAAGCAGAUUGGUGCGUUUACAUUAUUGCUGUGCCAUGGCUUUUUUUUUUCUUGCUUUUUUUUUUUCUGUAGCAUGGCUGCGGGCAGGUGAAGAUAGCAUCAAUCUUUUGCUGGCAGUGGCGAAGGCCGGGUUACAGCAGGUAGAGAGGAGAUGCGGGGGGUUAGGGCUUUGAUUUUCACGCAGGAGAAAAAGAAAACCCUUGACGGCUAUAUAAGUCUAAUUUCCUGCUACUCCAAUCACUCACUUGAUUUCCAGGUUCCAAGAUUGUGGCAAUCAUCUUUUUUUUCUUUUUCUAGGUGUGUUUUUCUUUUCCCUUUUCCUUUUUUUUAAAAAUAGGAAACAGAGAGUGAGACAGCUGCACACAGGAAAAAAUCAAGGGAAUAAUUGGCCAAUGGUGGUCCCUUGAUGCAGAUGUGCCUAUACCAAAGAGGCUAUAUAUAAUAUUAAGAACCAUGAGCGGUACAGAGUGACAGCACCCUUCCCUCCAGUUGUUUCCCAAUAGAGCUGUCCAAAGGAACUGAGAUGUGUACACAAUCGUAUAGGAGCUGGCAGGCCUGCAUACUGAUAUAUAUAUAUUUUUUUUAUAAUCCUGAGGUAUGCUCGUCAAAGAUUGGGCAUACUUAAUGUAACAUAAGACACACCAAGACAAAUAGGAAUAGACAUGAUGUUUCCGUCAACAAGGUAAAAAAGAGAAAUGAAAGUAGGAAAUGAAAUGUUUCUCAAGAGGACUGACAACACAAUAAAGCAGCGUAGUAGCAGCCUCCAGUGCCACACUCCCUAAAUGUCUGUAAUUGAUAAAGGAAUCCUAUUGUCAAACUUCUCCCACUAGUGUUGAGUGCAAAUGUAGAUCAAGUCAAUGUUAAAAAGAGAAAAAAAAAGGGAAUAAAGAUAUCCUAAAUUACUUCUUGCUCCAAAAGUGGCUUCUGACCUGCACUUUUAAAUUUUGCAGCCCCAGAAAUUUCUGCUGAAUAUUUAAACACUCAGGACCACUUAGAGGUUGGGUUGAUUUUACACUCAGUGGACCAACGAAUUAAAGCGUAAUUGCAAAUAUAGGCCCAUUUGGUAAUGGAUUAUACAAAUAACCUCUCUGGAAAAAAAAAAAUCUUUGGCUCCAUAUGUUUUGCAGGUCAUCUGUCUUGAUAUGUUGAAUUAAACGCUAAAUGUGCGGUGUAGUGUUGUGUCGCACGGCCAAUAAUCAAGCAAAUACGAGCCACUCCAUCUGCGGGGAAACUGGAAAGCACAGCAGUUGCUUUACGGUCUUGUGCAAGAGCCGGCGAGCUGACGUGACCCUUGUCAGUCAUGAAAAGCAAUAAAGAGAAGUUUGCCGAAUGGAUUUCUGGUUUUUGAUCCCCACCCCCCAACCCCCAUCCCCCAUUCUCUGUUGUGUCAGAUAUAUUUGUGUUUCCCCUGUCUGGAGGAUGUUAAACCUGGAGGGAUUUGUACGUGCGUAACUAACUGUCCACUUUUGUACUGUAAUUUUUCUUUUGAGUAUUAUAUCAGCAUUGUCUGAUCUUUUCCUGUGCCUUUCAUUCAAAAGUUGUAUUUACAACUUUUAGUGGGUUUAAAUAUUAAAAUAAAAGAAUAUAUAUAUAUACAUAUAUAUAUAUAUAUAUAUAUAUAGACAGAGAGAUAUUCA